Molecule: messenger RNA, 1469 nt
Organism: Aspergillus welwitschiae
Lineage: Eukaryota; Fungi; Ascomycota; Eurotiomycetes; Eurotiales; Aspergillaceae
Product: putative vacuolar sorting receptor (Mrl1)
Exons: 3
Coding region: 233-1126 (297 amino acids)
Biological process (GO): vacuolar transport
Source: RefSeq, a predicted model, not a curated record
CGACGCCUGCUUUACCUGUUACUCCUCCUCGUCCUUCCCCCUCUUUUCUCCCUCUUUUACUUCUUUUCUUUCCAUUUGGUCUCUCCUUUGCGCUACUUUCCUUCGAUUCUCCCAAGCUUAACCGAUCAGUCCCUACCUCCAGCUGCCUGAUCGAUCCUCCGUUCCCUUCCUCGGCUUAGAACCGUUAUCGCCGACCGUCCCGGCUGCCUCCACCGGAGAUCAUCCUCCCACCAUGAAGCCACCCACAUCCUCGUUGCUGAGGUUCCUCUUCCUUCUGGCUGCUCCGCUUAUCUCUCAUGCUGCCUCCGAUUCCUCUGCUCCCAAGGAUGGCCUCUCUCCCUGUGUCGUCCGCUCUCCAACGACCGGCCUAUUCUACGAUCUGAAUACCAUCUCCUUAUCUCCACCCCCGGUAGACGGGGACAAACCUCGCAAAGGCGCCCGAGACGAGAGUUGGCACGCCAGAGGACACGAUUAUAAUGCCAACUUUACGCUAAAUAUCUGUGCGCCCGUGGUUGAAGAUAUCAAGGAUGUGGUGGGAGUGGACCGCUCAAGGUGGAGGAAUGUUAGCGCCUACUAUGAGAGGGAGGGUAAAGUCUACUCCAUUGGUCAACAAGCAUCAGACCCCUUCUUCCGCGGCCGGAAGCUGGUCAUGAACUAUACCAAUGGCUCCCCUUGUGCCGGCGAUUACAUCGGAAAUGCCGCCCGCACCAAAUCCACCAUCAUGUCGUUCCUGUGUGAGCGCGACACUCCUGCCUCCCAGGCGACGGUCUCCUUUGUCGGCACCAUGGACCAGUGCACAUAUUUCUUCGAGGUGCGAAGCUCUGCUGCUUGUGGCGCUACCGCGCCCACACCGGAUAACCCGGGCCUUUCGCCAGGCGGCGUAUUCGGCGUAAUUGCCUUGAUCGCCGUGGCGGCGUACCUAGUCGGUGGUUGCGCAUACCAACGAACCGUCAUGCACCAGCGCGGUUGGAGACAGUGCCCGAACUACAGUCUUUGGGCGGGAAUGCUCGACUUCAUCAAAGUAAGUAUACUGGCGUUAAUUCCGUUCCGACGGUCCCGGCGGCAUGAGCAGGCCUCGUACAAGGAGUUUGGCAAUGCAAGGUUGCCUAUUUCGAGGAUGGAUUGAAUCUGCUUUGGCUGGUCUGGAGCUCAAUUACAUCAGGCGUGCUUGCAUUCCUUCUUUCUUUACGCUUGUCUUUCUUUGCUCGUCCUCGAAGUCACUCGUUUGGAUAUCUAGCCCGUGUUGAACACGGUAUAUACAGUCAUUGCUUGUGCAGGCCUGGCAAAGACGUCCAUAUAGAGCAAGCUGGAAACAUGUCAAUAGUUCGAUUGAUUGAUUCUAGAAAUCUUUCCUUGCUUCACUCAUCUAUCCGAACACAUACAACUGUCUCAUUUGCUAUUCUUCAAGAAUACCAUUCAUUAUACAGAACCCUUAGCUAACACCAUCUCCUCUCUCUCUUCCUCCCCAC